Drosophila grimshawi is the source of this 12283-nucleotide messenger RNA. It is a transcript of the gene mask, whose product is annotated as ankyrin repeat and KH domain-containing protein mask. The transcript is spliced from 18 exons. Gene Ontology annotation, molecular function: protein binding; RNA binding. Lineage: Eukaryota; Metazoa; Arthropoda; Insecta; Diptera; Drosophilidae. Gene Ontology annotation, biological process: innate immune response. Gene Ontology annotation, cellular component: cytoplasm. The record is from RefSeq and is a predicted model, not a curated record. The coding region runs from base 157 to 12045 and encodes 3962 amino acids.
UCAACUGCAACUGAAACAACAACAGCAACAACAACAGCUGCUGCAACUGCCGGCGCUGCGGCUAAAUUUCGUGCCGCUGUUGCAUCAGCGCCUCAGGCGAGCAGCAGCUCGAAGAAGAAGCGUGCAGCAUAUGCGGCGCUCAAGCGGCAGGUAGCCAUGAAACAGCAGCAACAACAACAGCAGCAUCAAACAACUGCCACGCCCGUAACGGAAGUGGGAGCAGCAGCAGCAGUAGCCGGAGUGGCAUCCACUAGCAACAAGGACUCGGCGCAUUUGAAAUUCGCCGCAACAACAUUGUUGAUGGGCGCCGCUGCCUCUGCGACAGAUGGCAACGCUGGUAAUGCUGCUGCUAUUAUCGCUCCACCCCCCCAAUCGACAACGACGAGCAGCGGAAGCAGCAACAACAGCAGCGGAAGCAGUGCAGCGACAGCUGUUGCUGUGCUCAAGCAGAAGCUGAAGAACGUUGGCGCCAUUUCGAAUGCGGCGGCCGUUGCUGCGGCGACUGCUGCCAACAACAAUCGAUCGGCGGCGGCAGCGGCAGCCGCAUUGUCGUCAUCGGCGUCAACGUCGACAACAUCGUCAUCGUCAUCGAACUCCUCACCGCUAUCGUCAUCGGGCAUUGUGAACGCGAUUUCGUCGGCGUUGCAGAACAUCAUUACAAGGGAUACGGAUAUGGAUACCGAAUUCUAUCAACAACCGGUCACCACACAUUUAUCCGAAUCUGAGGAGGAGUCGGUGUCAGAGAUCCUAUUGGCAUUCUUGUGUUUAAGGCCAGAUCUCCUGGAUGAUAUACCCGAGUCUGAUCACGAUAGCUGUCCGCACGAGGAGGGCGAAGUGCUCGAGGAUGAGGACGAGACGGAAGAGGAAUCGGAAGAAUCUGAUGAAUCUGAAGGUGACGAUGAUGAGGAUGACGAAGAGAACGAACAAUAUGUACUGCAAGAGAAUGAUGCGGAUGACGAAGACAUCGAUGAUGAGGAUGACGACAAGGAUGCGCCCGAGGUUAAGAACUUUCUGCUUGAGCCAAAUAAGAACAAACGUUCAAGUAAUCUCACCGCCCUGCUCACAGCAGCAGCGAAUGAGAAAGCGCCCGUCCUCCGUCAUGCAACUCAUGCUAUCGAUGAAACCAAGCAGGCGCUAACCAAAAUGCGAUGUGCCAACAGUCCGCGAGACAAAAAUGUUUUCUCGCGCAGCCUUGCCACUGCCUGCGCCGACAAUGAUGUCAACACCGUGAAGCGAUUACUUUGCAAGGGCAACCUGAACGAUGCAGCCGCCUCCACGGAUGAGGGCGAAUCCUUAUUGUCGAUGGCUUGCUCCGCCGGCUACUAUGAGCUGGCACAGGUUUUGCUGGCAAUGUCUGCGGCACAGGUAGAGGACAAGGGACAAAAAGACUCGACGCCAUUAAUGGAGGCCGCUUCUGCCGGUCACUUGGACAUUGUGAAACUGUUGCUCAGCCACAACGCCGAUGUGAAUGCGCAUUGUGCGACUGGGAAUACACCGCUGAUGUUCGCCUGCGCCGGUGGACAGGUGGACGUUGUCAAAGUGCUACUGAAACAUGGCGCCAACGUUGAGGAGCAAAACGAGAACGGACAUACACCAUUAAUGGAGGCAGCCUCCGCCGGGCAUGUGGAAGUAGCAAAGGUGCUGCUGGAUCAUGGUGCCGGCAUCAACACCCACUCGAAUGAGUUUAAGGAGAGCGCCCUCACCUUGGCCUGCUACAAGGGUCAUUUGGAUAUGGUUCGUUUUCUGCUGCAAGCCGGCGCAGAUCAGGAGCAUAAAACCGAUGAAAUGCACACGGCGCUGAUGGAGGCAUCAAUGGAUGGUCAUGUCGAGGUGGCACGCUUGCUACUCGACUCGGGAGCGCAGGUUAACAUGCCAACGGAUUCAUUUGAAUCGCCGCUCACCCUGGCAGCUUGUGGUGGUCAUGUAGAGUUGGCACUGCUGUUAAUUGAGCGCGGCGCUAACAUUGAGGAGGUCAACGAUGAGGGCUACACCCCACUGAUGGAGGCGGCACGUGAGGGGCACGAGGAAAUGGUGGCACUGCUGCUGACUAAAGGUGCCAACAUAAAUGCCACCACCGAGGAGACCCAGGAGACGGCAUUAACGCUCGCCUGCUGUGGCGGUUUUAGUGAGGUGGCCGCCUUUCUGAUCAAUGGUGGCGCCAAUUUAGAGCUGGGCGCCUCCACGCCGCUCAUGGAAGCCUCGCAAGAGGGCCACACCGAUCUGGUUCGCUUUCUGCUGCAGAACAAGGCAAAUGUGCAUGCAGAGACGCAAACCGGAGAUACGGCGCUGACGCAUGCCUGUGAGAAUGGGCAUACGGAUGCGGCCGGUGUGCUCCUCUCGUAUGGGGCCGAGCUCGAGCAUGAAUCAGAAGGCGGUCGAACGCCGCUAAUGAAGGCCUGUCGUGCAGGUCACCUGUGCACAGUCAAGUUCCUCAUCCAAAAGGGCGCCAAUGUCAACAAGCAGACGACCAGCAAUGACCAUACGCCACUCUCGCUGGCCUGUGCUGGUGGGCAUCAGAAUGUGGUGGAGUUGCUGCUGAAGAAUCAUGCGGAUCCGUAUCACAAGCUCAAGGAUAACAGCACAAUGCUGAUCGAGGCCUCGAAGGGUGGCCACACACGGGUUGUGGAGCUGCUAUUUCGCUAUCCGCACAUCUCGCCCACAGAUCUGGGAGCUGGGGGCGCGAAUGCGCAGGCAGUGAAUCAAAUACGCCAGCAAAAGCUAUUGCAACAGCAGAUCCAACAUCAGCUGCAGUUGCAACAGCUGAAUGCACCACCCGGCCUCCACGAGGUAACCGAAGCGGCACGCGCCAACAAUCAGCAACUGUUAUACCAGCAGCAAUUCAGCGGCAACUCAUCCAACAACAACAACAACAUUGUUGCCCUGGGUACAGGUGAUUUUCUCGACGCCGGUGAGCUACAGCUAACGGCUGCAUCUGCUGCAAGUAUCUCGGAUGCGUCCACAACAGAGGAGUAUGUCACGACUGUGGGCAGUGCCGGAGGCGGUGGCGUCGGCGGCGGUGGUGGCAUCGAUCUAACCACAUUGAGCGCACAACAGCAGGAGGGGCUGAUUGCGAAAUCGCGUCUGUUUCAUCUGCAGCCGGGAUUUGAGCAACAGCAACAACAACAACAGCAGCAGCAGCAGCAAACGACAACACUGCCGCCAACGGGUGGCCAUUUGGUGCCUUGCAAGCACUUUGAUCUUGAUAUGGAGCACAUCAAUUCAUUAACGCCGCCGCAAAAAGCACCACCAGCACCACCCGUUAUGAUGCACACCGUUUGUCAGCAAACUGUGCUACAACAACAGCAGCAACAACAACAGCAGCAACAACAGCAGCAACAAAAGAUGCAACAACAGCAGACAAAGCUCAAGGGCGUUGGUGGGGCGCGUAAGAAUCGCCAGCUUUUAAGCGAGCUAAGCUUUAUUACUGACUUGCCGCUGGAUGGGUUUGUAUUUCCGGUUGAACAGCAUUCCGAUCAGGUGCGCUCACAGCCCCUUGGCGAGGAUGACAAACAGCAACAGCAACAACAAUUGCAGCAGCAACAGCAGCAGCAAUUUGCCUGUGCUGGAGACGAACAACGUUCGCAGCGGCGACGUGGCUUUGAUGCGCCUUGCGACUCUAGCGUUGGCACUGAUGCGACUUUGGAGACCACUCAGAAAGGUGCCACUGCCAAUGAUACCAAUCAGAGUUCAUUCGUUGCCAACGAGAACGCCUCGCAAAUUCCAGCAGCGCUUAACACUGGCUCUGCAACUGGCACCAUCACCCACUCCUCGGAGGUGCUGCAGAGCACGGCAAUCAGCGAUCGGCCCAAGGUGAAGGCCAUCAAUAAGAACAAUCGCAAGCAGGCGGCUGCUUUAGCAUUAGCUGGCGUAGCUUCUGUUUCGGCGGCAGCACAGCAGGGCCAGGCAUUGCCAUUGCAGCAGAAUCAAAUGGUCUCCAUCUACAACAGUUUGCACAUGCAGCAGACGCAGCUACAAUUGCAGCAGCAUAUGCAACUGCAUCAUCAGCAACAGCAGCGUGCCGCCGCCUCCGUUGUGGACUACUCCAAUUCACCGGCCUCUCCCAUGGCCUCACCAACGGGCUGCAGUGGCAACAGCAACAGCUUUACCGACCAGCAGCAGCAACAGCAGCAGUCGCAGAAUCCGCCAAUCGUCGAAGGUGGGGGUAAUGAGGUGCUGCAGCACAAGGCUGCCAUGGAGGACUUUCGCGGCCUGCUUGAGACUGCGGUCAAUGAGUCGAGAGGAAAUGGCGGCCAUUCAACGCUGACAUGCUUCAAUGAUAAACUGGCACCGCAGCUGAAAAUCUUCAAGGAUGGCUGGCAGAUGCACAAGUUUUUUGGGGAGCAACCCAAGUCGCCAACUGAGACGCCGCCCGAAAUGGAGGAGACCAUCAUGUCGCCUUCUUUGGAGCGCGUCGAAACGCGUGCAGAGAUGAAGAAUUUGGCCACGCUGUGCUCGGCAGCAGCCAUGGCGGCUGCCGUAACAGCAGCUAAUAAGGAGUCCGAAGAAGUUGCAACUGAUAACGAAAGUGAUGAGGGCGAGGGCGGUGAGGUCGAGGGCGAGGAGAAUACUCUGCCACCUGAACCUAUCGAUCUGACUGACACGAUCAUUGAGGAGGAAGUGGAAGACGAUGAUGAUGAUGAUGAGGAUGAUCCGGACACGCAAAGCGGUGAGAUUGAGAAACUUAACUACGACGACGAUGAUGCGGAUGCUGAAGUUGAUGAUUAUAUCGAUGAAGACGAUGAGGGCGACGAGGAGGACGAUGAGUUCUUCCUGGACGUAAACGUCGCCGCUGAGAAUCGAAUCGACAGUAAUCCACAAAGUGGCGCAGAUCUGCCGUCAAAGCAACGCAAAUUGUCCACAAGACUGGAGAAUCUAAUGCUAACCAAGCCAGAUAUGCUGGCAAAAACAUUAUGCGAUUUCCGAUCGGAUUUGCCCAACUCGGAACUGAUGCAUAUGCUGCCCAUCAAAGCGGCAGCCGCCAACAAUGCAGCUUUAAACAGUCUACUACAACAGCAAUUGGCUGCUGCCACAGCGGCCGCAGUCCAUGCCAAGGCUCACAGUCAACAGCAACAACAGAACUCGGAGCAGUGUGAUGAUGCCGCGGCAGUUGCAGCAGCUGGAGAGCUCUAUGGUGGUCUGGAGCAUUUUGCCAAUGAUGGAAGCGAGGGUGCACAGUAUGAUAUCACCGGUGAAAUGGAGGAUAUAUUUCAGGAGCUGGCAGAGAAUUUGCAUUAUCCCGAACUCGCCGAGUUUAGCCUUAAUCAGAUGUGCAAGGCUCGAUUCACCGGCCAUUGGUCACAGUCGCCCGGCAAGUGGAGCGGACAGGAGCAGCUGUUGGCAGCAGCAGCUGCGCAGCAUUCGCAGGCAUUAUUGAGUGCAGGCGAUGCGCCAACGGACGCCGCCCAGCAGCAGCGGCAGGCGAAUCUCGUACUCCUUGACUAUCCGAUGCAGUCGUCGCAACCGGGUCUGCCACAACGUUUGCUCGAUCCCGAGGAGCUGCAGAGCAUGCAGCACCAGCAAACGCCCGUUGCAUUAUUGCCAUUCUCUGCGGAUAAUGCUGGUGUCUCUGCCCCUGGAGGAAGCACACAACAGCAACAGCAAAUGCAUCAAUCAGUGCACAACAGCGAGUUCCAGCUGCAGCAGCAGCAUCAGCAACAGCAGAUGGCACUGGAGGGUGAUCCUGAGUUGAAACAGCAGCUUCAACAACUGCACCACUUGCAGCAACAGCAGCAACACUCGAAUGCGCGCAUUAUUAAAGCUGUGGCUGCUGCAAGCGGUCAACAGCAGCAACAACAACAGCCAGCAGCCAACUUUGUGUACAAUGUGGAGAGCGGUGACAAGAAUACGCCGCCAGUGCAGCUACUAUUUCAACUGCCACCGGCCAUGUCACAACAGCCUCAACAGCAGCAGCCACUGCAGCAACAGCAGCUUGGCGAUCAGACAUCAGAUCAGCAACAGCAUCAGCAACAACAACAACCAUUAUUGCCCACGGAACAGCAGCAGCACAUGUUCCAGCAGAUGUUCCAGCAUCGCGCCGAACGACUGAUUCAACAGCAGCAACAACAGCGACCACCGACACAAACCGAACUGGAAUUGGUGGCGCAAGAGUUGCUGCUGCAGCAGCGGCAAUCGCCAGCAGUCGGCCCACCCGUUGUCGGUGUUCAGGCAUUGGCCAUGCCCCAGAGCCCAAAGCAGAAACACUACCACAUGCAAGAUCAGCUCAUGCACAUGCCGACAACUCCAUGCGUACAGCAUCAGGUGGGCGCACAUACUGGCUCCGUUGCGGUGCCUCAGCAAUUCACCCAAUUCGCACUUCAGCAGCAACAGCAGCAGCAACAGCAACAGACGGCUCAGCAGCAACAACAACAACAGCAGCAGCAAAAUGAGUUAUCAAUUUGGCCAAUGGCAACACCAAAUGCAGCAGCAGGAGCAACGGCAGCUGGCGGUGCAUCCAAAUCAAUGCCCGGCGGUAUUGCCAAAAAGGCAAUUGAUAAGCAAUCUCGCAAGGAUCGACGAAUUUUCCGGCAAACGCCCGCUGGCAGUCAAGUCAACACGAAUCAACAUCAGCAGCCAGUGGCGGCAGCAACAGCGGCGGCAGCAGCAGCAGCAGCAGCGGCUGCACAGCAGCAAGCACAACUACAGAAUCAGCUGGCGGUUGCAGCUGCAGCAGCUGUCGAUAAAACCAUUGAGAUUGAUUCGGAAACGGAAUCGAAUCAUGAUACGGCCCUGACACUGGCCUGUGCCGGUGGCCACGAGGAGCUGGUGGAGCUGCUCAUUAGCCGUGGUGCAAACAUUGAGCAUCGUGACAAAAAGGGUUUCACUCCCCUAAUACUGGCUGCCACGGCGGGUCAUGAGAAGGUCGUGGAAAUACUGCUCAAGCAUAAUGCUGAGAUGGAGGCACAAUCGGAACGCACCAAGGAUACACCGUUAUCGCUGGCCUGCUCCGGCGGUCGCUAUGAGGUUGUCGAACUUCUGCUCGGCGUCGGCGCCAACAAGGAGCAUCGCAAUGUUUCCGACUAUACGCCACUCAGUUUAGCCGCCAGCGGUGGUUAUGUGAAUAUCAUCAAGCUACUGCUCAACCACGGAGCCGAGAUCAAUUCGAGGACGGGCAGCAAACUGGGCAUCUCGCCACUGAUGUUGGCCGCCAUGAAUGGACAUACAGCUGCCGUUAAGAUGCUGUUGGAUCAAGGCUCCGAUAUUAACGCACAGAUUGAGACAAAUCGCAAUACGGCAUUAACGCUGGCCUGCUUCCAGGGCCGGCAUGAGGUUGUCAGUCUUCUGCUCGAUCGUCGUGCCAAUGUCGAGCAUCGCGCGAAAACCGGCCUUACUCCGCUGAUGGAGGCCGCCUCCGGUGGCUACAUUGAAGUGGGUCGUGUUCUCCUCGACAAGGGAGCCGAUGUGAAUGCAGCGCCCGUGCCGACAUCUAGGGAUACAGCACUGACCAUUGCCGCUGACAAGGGACAUCAGAAGUUCGUUGAAUUGUUACUGUCGCGCGGCGCCAGCGUCGAGGUAAAAAACAAGAAGGGUAACUCACCUCUGUGGUUGGCCGCCCACGGUGGCCAUUUGAGCGUGGUGGAGUUGCUGUACAAUCACAAUGCGGACAUUGAUUCACAGGACAAUCGACGCGUCUCCUGCCUGAUGGCCGCUUAUCGCAAGGGUCACACCAAAAUUGUCAAGUGGAUGGUUCAGUAUGUGUCGCAGUUUCCGUCGGAUCAGGAGAUGAUACGCUUCAUUGGCACCAUUAGCGAUAAGGAGCUGAUUGAUAAGUGCUAUGAUUGUAUGAAAAUUCUACGCUCCGCUAAGGAAGCCCAGGCGGUUAAGGCCAAUAAGAAUGCGUCCAUAUUGUUGGAGGAGCUCGAUUUGGAACGGACGCGCGAGGAGAGUCGCAAGGCGGCCGCCGCACGUCGUCGCGAGCGCAAAAAGAAGAAGAAAAUGGAAAAGAAGGAGGAGAAGCGACGCCAGCAACAGGUCAGCAGCAACGGCGCCGACGAUGAUCAGCAAGGCGACGACGACGAUGCCAGCGACAAUGACAAGGAUGAUGAUACCGACAAGGAGGACGAUGACGAAGAGGCGCCACCAGCACGCGAAGAGGGCGAUUCGGGCAUUGAUCAGGGCUCCUGCUCAAGCGGCGAUACAAAGGCCACUCGCGUCUCCUCAGCCAACCAGCAACAGGCGGAUAGCAACAGCGGCGUCGUCAAUCCGCCAGCGAAGAAAACUAAAAAGCAACAGCAGCAGCAGCACCAGAAGAACAAACAAACAACGCAGCAGCAGCAACCACCCAGCGAAGCAGCAACCAUUGCACCAGCAGCGAUGUCGUCGUCCACCUCAAUUGGCAAGAGUGGCGGCCUGGUUCAGAAGAAGACACCAACUGGCGCUGAAAGCGUAAAUAAAUUGCCGUCCAGCAGCAGCAGCAAUCAGCAAACGGUUAGCCAGCAACUCAAGCGCCAGGUGGAAGCCGCCAAAAAGGAGGAACAACAACAGUUGGUUGCAAUGGCCACUUUACCCGCCAUCAGCAGCAGUAAGAAAUCAACUAAAGAAACGAGCAACAACAAGCGCGAGAAGGAGAAUCUUGCGCCCAGGGAAUCCCAUGCGUCGGCAGCAGCACCGAAGCCACAAGCUGCCGGCUCAGCCAGCAGCAGCAAACUGCAGCCAGUUAGCAAUGAAUCUGUUAGCAACAUUGCCACACGCAAGGAGGCGGUAGGCAACACACACAAAUCAAACAGCAGCAGCUCAGCGGCUGGCGCAACGCAAGCCGCCAAGCGCAGCGAAGUCGAUGGCUGGAAGGAGGUGGUCCGCAAAAGUAGCGCCCAACAAACAACAAUUGUGGGCGGCUCCUCCUCUUCCUCAUCGGGCGCUGCAUUAUCGCUGGGCGCUGGCAGCGCAAGCAGCACAAAUAUGACGCCAAACAAUUCAACAACGAGCAUAAACAGUGGUGGCGUUGCUGGAGGUGUAGGCGGCAGCAGCAUCAUCCAGCAUCAUCAUUCAGUAAGUAGCUCCAGUUCGAACUCAUUGGCCGCCAACUCCGUGCCGGAGAUGACGUGCAAGAAGGUGCAAGUGCCGGUGAAUGCCAUUUCACGUGUAAUCGGACGUGCCGGCAGCAACAUAAACGCAAUACGCGCCACAACCGGCGCCCACAUUGAAGUGGAGAAACAGGGCAAGAAUCAAUCGGAGCGCAGCAUUACGAUUAAGGGUCUGACCGAUGCCACCAAGCAGGCGCACAUGCUCAUCCUGGCGCUGAUCAAGGAUCCCGAUGUGGACAUCCUGCAGAUGUUGCCACGCAUCAAUAGCAGCAUCAAGGCAAACGCUGCCGCACCAUCAGCAAUCACAACAACAACAACAACGCCCAUGCCCGUUGGCACCUGGGAUAACCGCACGGCUGCCGUUGGCGGUUUAACAACAGUGGGUAACUAUUCCUCAGCAGCAUCGACAACAUCCACAUCGUCGAGCUCAUCGGCCAGCUCAACGCCAGCGGUGGCCUACAGCGGUGGCCAAGCUCACUCUGCUCACAAUGCUAAGCAGCAACAGCAGCAGCAGGGCGGAUCCUCCUCGAACGGCGUUAAGGCACAAAGCGGACGGGGCACUGGUGGUGGUGGUGCCUCCAAAUCGAAUGCCGCCGGCGGCAAGGCGUCCGCUAGCUCAACGCGUGGUCAGAGCAGUCGGGCAUACAAUAGCUCCACUCAGCAGCAGCAGCUAUCGUCGAUUCGUGGUGGUACAUCCUCCACCUCGGCCAAUGGCAUUGUGCCCACUCAAUCCUUGAAAACCAAACAGGACAAUGUCGCCGCUAACAGCAGCAGCAGCGGCACCCUCAAGUCCAGCACAACGUUCACCAGUCAACAAAAGAGCUCUGCUGUUGCAGCAGCACAGAGCAGCAAAUUGUCGCAAAGCUUUGGCAUGAAGGCGGCCAACCCAACUGCUGUGGCACAAUCACCCAAAAAACUAGAAACAACUGUGGGUGGCACGGUUGGACGCAGCGGUGGCAGUGUUCUUGUUGCGCCUUUUGGCCGUGGCAAGCCAGUUGGCGGCAAUGCUAUCUCCGUUUCGCAGUUGGGCACCAGCAGUAGCAACAGCAAUAACAACAACGGCAGCAGCAAUAACAACAACAACACAUUGGCUGGACCAAUUGGUACUUUCAACGUGGCUGAUGCUGCGGCGGUUAACGCAGCCGCAGCAGCAGCUGCUGCCAGCCUAAUAAGUAGCAGCAGCAGCACCAACAACAACAUUGUUAAGCCACGCGCUGUUACGCCCAUUGCACCGCCCAAGCGCAAUUUCUCACCAAUACCGCAAGCCCAACAACAGCAGCAAUUACAACAGCAGCAGCAACAACAACAAAAGCAGCAACAGCAGCAGCAUCAACAACAACCACUACUACAACAACAGCAGCAGCAGCAACAAGCAGCAGCACCAGCACAGCUACAAUCACAAACGAAUAACAACAACAAUCAACAUCAGAAUCUAGUAAUGUUGAAUGAUCUGUACAACGAUGGCAUCAGUGCCUCCGUGCUGGCCGAUAAGUUGUCCAGUGCAUAUUCCCUCUUCGCCGACUAUCAUCAUUCGCAGUGGGGCAAAUUGGCUGUCGAUGGCAAUGCGAUUGCUGGCAGCAGCACUGGCACUGGCAACGCUGCUGGCUGUGGUGGCAUCAAUGCGUUGGUGGGUGAUGUUCUGCCACAGGCAGAUGCUUCCAAGGCGCCGGGCUAUAAUCGCAACAUACUCAGCUCGCCUGUGGGCAGCUCGAAGGCCUCAUCGAACCAUUCAACUUCGCCGCCCGUCGGCAAUGCAGCAACAGCGAACCCAAUACAACACCAGACGCCACAACAGCAGCAGCAGCAGCAAUCCCAGAACAGCCAGCAGCAGCAAAGUGUGCAGCAGGCGUUGAACAUAAUCACCAGUGGUGCUGCCGGCGUUGGUGUUGGCAACAACAGCAACCCAUCAGCAGCCAGAUCUCCACUUGUUGUCACAGAGACUGGUGGCAAUGGUGUGGUCGCCACAUCUGUGGGAGUAGUGUCGGUCAAUGGGGGCACACAGGGACAUGCCGAUGGACAUAGUUCGGCACCACUCACCCACUCGCCGGGAGUCAUCAAGCCACCAUCGGCCCCGAUCCAACGACCGACGCUGCCCAUGCAGAUGAACGCACCGCCGGAAUCUGUAUCAGCAAUAUCGGCGAAUGUAGCCAUGAUCGAUCGCCAGGUGCAGGAUUUGCAGCGUAUGCAGCGUCUCUAUGAGCCCUAUAUGGUGGAUGGCAUGAUACGCCUGAAUCCCCGAUCAUCGGUCUUUGCCCAGGGCAACAACAACAAGGCACAGCAGCAGCAGCAGCCACAACCACCGAGUGGUGGUGUUGUUGGUAAUCAGGCACAGGUGCAACAACCAUCGAAUAUGUUUGCCAAUCCGGCAAGACAAGCGCCUGGCGCACGUCUCCAGCCGCUUGGCGGGGGAGCCGGUGGUGUGGCCCCGGCUCGCUGGUAUGGUGGCGCCUUAGAGUAUCCACCGUACAGUGGGCGUGACAUGCAUCUGCAUCUGGAGAAUGGCGGCGGACCAUUGGCCGGUUUGAGCUCACCAUCUGCCAUGUCACCCAAUCAUGAUGACAUACGCAAGAUGCCGCGACCCAUCGGCACCGAACGCGCUGCCUCCUGGAAGUACAAUAACUACAAUGUGGCCAACUCGGCGCUCAGCAUGGAUGAUACUUUAACAAGCGCAUUGCCGCCAUGGGCGCAUGAGCCCAAGGCACAGCCGCCUGGCCUCCAGCAGCAGCAACAGCAGCAGCAGCAGCAGCAACAACAGCAACAACAGCAGCAGCCCCAACAGCCGCCCAAUUGGCUAAAACAACACUACAGGCCAUACAACAACGGACCCUAUCCGCAGCAGCAGCACGAGCCAAUGAAUAUGCCAAUGGACUAUCAUAAUAUGCAGCAGCAGCCGCCACCGCAGCAGCAGCUUGUUAAUUUGAUGCCAUCCUCGUAUACCUUUCAGCAUUUUGUGGGCGCGGAGGAGGUCUGGGAACAUGAGAAACACCAGCCAUCCUGGACAAAUUACUCCAACUGGUCAAACUGAUGCGCCAGCGCAGAACAAGCAGCAGCCGCCAACGAAUGCGAAUGCAGGGGAUCAACCUGGCAAGCUGCUGAAGAUUAGAUAAAUCUAAAUUGAUUGAUCUAAUUGAAACGAACCGGCUAAGACGACCGACCACAUCUAGGAAAAACAAAAAGAACAAGUCCAAGCCAAUACUGAAAAAAGGAGUGCACAUCGAUCGAUAACAGUAAAAACCGUCAGAGAUAUGAAAAUGCCAAUUAAA